CACGACCUGCAUGACUUAAACCCCGAACCACUGCCACCCUUUCCGUUGUCGAAACCCUCCCUCGCUCUGUCAUCCUCCCGACGGAGUCACCCGUUGCCUUCCUUCGCCAUCGCCCUCUUCCGGGUGACACGGCAAGGUCCUACCCGAAGUCAUAUAGCGCGGUGUUUUCCUUGACCAGUUAGCCUCUUUGAGAAUCCGGAAUGGUGAUCUUGGGGAAGCGCCAGAGGAGCUCUGGCAGCGGGAUCCUCAAUCUGUAUCAACGCGAGGUUGGAGUCCUGUCACCCAGAAAUUUCUCGCAUCGCGCUAGGGCUUCGGAGGAUUUUGUUCUGCGUUUGGGAAUUGACAGAAAACUUAACAAGCAUAAUGGUUAUGUAAAUACUGUGAGUCUCAAUGAAAAUGGGAAUAUUCUUGUAUCCGGAUCAGAUGAUGAAAUGGUAAUAUUGUGGGAUUGGGAGGUUGGGACUGUCAGGACUUCCUUCCACUCUGGACAUAAAGACAUUGUUUUACAGGCACGCUUCAUGCCAUGCACAGCUCAUCAUCAGACUAUUGUUACAUCUGCUGCAGAUGGUGAGGUAAGGCUUGCACAAUUACGUGAAGGUGGCCAAGUAACUACAGAAUUGCUAGCUGAACAUGAUGAUGCUGUUCAUAAGGUAGCAUUUGAGCCGCAAAAUCCUCAUGUUCUCUAUAGUGGUGGUGAAGAUGGCAUAGUUCAGCAUUUUGACCUUAGAUCCAAAAAUUCAACAAAGUUAUUCAUAUGCAGACCGUUUAGAAGAAGACCGACUUAUACAGCAUUUGUCAAGCUUAUGGCUAUUUCAAUAGACCCAAGAAACCCAAACUAUCUUGCAGUUGCUGGUGCACAUGACUAUGCUCUGGUAUAUGACAUUCGCAAGUACGAAUGGGAUGGAUCAACAAAUUAUGGUCUUCCAUGUGAAAAUUUCUGUCCUACACAUCUGAUUGAUCAUAGUGACGGGAUAUCAGGGUUGUGUUUUUCUGAUUCAAGUGAGCUGCUGGUCUCUUAUAUGAACGAAUAUAUCUAUCUCUUUCCAAAAGUUCAGGGUCUGGGUUCAAAUCCUGCGUCCUUACUUUCUGAUUGUGAUUCAGAAGAUAAAUCUAAUUCAGUCCUAUCUACAUCCAAUGCGAGCCUAGGGAUUAAGUUGUACAAAGGACGUUGGAGCGAACAGACUGCGAAGGAUGUGCAUUUUUUUGGACCGUAUUGUGACUAUGUGGUUAGUGGAUCAGACUGUGGUCGCAUAUUUAUUUGGAGAAAGAAAGAUGGGGUACUUUUACGUGCUAUGAAAGGUGAUACACAUGUGGUGAACUCUACUGUAUCGCACCCUCAUACCACCAUGCUUGCAAGUUCUGGAAUGGAGAAAGAUGUAAAGAUCUGGGUUCCUAACACCACUCAACCUUUCCAACUAGUAGAUCUAGAGAGUUACGAUGUGGAAGAUCUUGCAUAUGAUGAUGACUCUUAUGAUACUGACUUCAGUGAUAUGGCUCAUUUCAACAAUUCACCUUAAGUGCAAAAUACUACUGAGUUGGACAUGAAGCCGAUCAACAGUUGUAAGCUAUUGGCGCAAAUCUAGCCGCGUAAGUAUAAUCAAUUAAUAUUUGCUGCUGAGCAAAAGUGAUAUAGAAGAUGUGCGUAUCUUAAAUAUCUAAUAUGAAGUAUUUGAAGGCUGUUUUUUC
Zingiber officinale is the source of this 1686-nucleotide messenger RNA. Its product is annotated as DDB1- and CUL4-associated factor 8-like. Bases 201 to 1517 code for a protein of 438 amino acids. Gene Ontology annotation, cellular component: Cul4-RING E3 ubiquitin ligase complex; cytoplasm. Lineage: Eukaryota; Viridiplantae; Streptophyta; Magnoliopsida; Zingiberales; Zingiberaceae. Gene Ontology annotation, molecular function: protein binding. The record is from RefSeq and is a predicted model, not a curated record. The transcript has 5 exons.